This is a messenger RNA of Cheilinus undulatus (humphead wrasse), 12650 nucleotides long. RefSeq lists its product as uncharacterized. The record is from RefSeq and is a predicted model, not a curated record. The coding region runs from base 310 to 6885 and encodes 2191 amino acids. The transcript has 21 exons. NCBI's taxonomy places the organism in Eukaryota, Metazoa, Chordata, Actinopteri, Labriformes, Labridae.
GCGGCGGUAAUGCACCUUUGUGUGGUUUGGUUACCGCCAUGAAACAUAAACCAAGAGAAGAAGAAGAGUGUGCCGCACUGAUGUAUGUAAACGGUGUCCAACGAUAGUCGACUAAAACCAGUUAUUUUGCCUGUAUUAGAACAUUUUAGUCAUAUAAAUGUAAGUUCGCCGUUCUUUAUGAAGUUAUGUUCCGUCCCACCGUCUAACCGUCGACUCUUCUCUGAGUUUUUACUCGGUAAACUUCCUGUUCGAUAGCUAGCUUCUCCGGCUAGCUAACUGUUUCUGAUAGCUCCGGGUCCUGGUUCAGGUAUGGGACGAGGAAAGGGACGGAUCCGACCUCCUAUCGGACCACCAGGCGAAGACGGACCUCCACUCGACAUGGGUCGUCCGGGUUGGAGUCCUCCGCCCCCCGGGGCCUGGGGCCCCCCGCCACCCGGAGGGUGGCCUCCGCCGCCUGAUGAAUGGGGGCCUCCGCCGCCCGGUGGUUGGGGGCCGCCUCCCCCUGGUGGAUGGGGGCCACCUCCUCCCGACGGAUGGGGCCCUCCGCCGCCAGGAUGGGGGCACCCUGAUGACUGGGACCCAAGGAGGCCUCUCCCACCAGAAUGGAGGCAAAGAGGACUCCCACCGCCAGGCUGGGGGCGUCAUCCUGAUGACUGGGUGCCACCUCCAGACUGGAGACCCCCUCAUCCUGAUGACUGGAGACCCCCUCACCCCGAUGACUGGAGACCCCCUCAUCCUGACGACUGGAGACCCCCCCAUCCCGAUGAUUGGAGACCCCCAUACCCAGAUGAGUGGAGACGUCCCCACCCAGAUGACUGGAGACGUCCUCCUGAUGGCUGGGGUCCACCUGGCUGGGGUCCGGACACCCCCCCUGAGCCUCUACCACCAGGACCUCUUCCACCAGGAUCUCUACCCCCCAUCCCCCCUCCUUCUGUUGGGAUGCCUCCUCCAGUUGGGAUGCCUCCUCCUGUUGGGAUGCCUCCUCCUGACCCCGCAUCGUUUGCCCCCAUAACUGUUCCUCCUCCUGUCCCUCCUCCUGGACUCCCUCCGGUAGGGUUUCCAGCCUACCCUCCUCCGGGCUGGACUGGAGAGGCUAUUGUAGAAGAACCGAUGCCAAACCCACCUCCAGAUCAGCCCGAGUGGAUAAAAGCGUUGAUCUCGGCUCCUCCUGGCACUGAAACGACUCCAACAGAAACUAAAAAUGCCACAGAGAUACCAGCUGCCACUACCAUGGCUACGGUUGAAGCUGCUGCAGCCCCAAAGACUAAAAACAAAUCCAAACCAAAACCUAAACCUGACACAAGCAAGACUGCCAAGGCUCUGGGUCUGCUGGGGAAGCGUGUGUUUGAAAAGCCUCCUCCAGGCAGGUCGACAGGGAUCAUAUCAUUCAUCGGGCCAUCCUUCGGUUACAUCGAGAGGGAAGAUCUGGAGAAGUUCACCUUUAGCUUUGCUGCUUUCUUUGGAAACCCCAAAGCUAUGUUGCCUGGGGUCAGAGUUCACUUCACGGCCUGCAAAGAGAAGCAAACCAGUUACAUAGCAACAGAUGUGAAAGUGGCCCCAGGUGGAACGGAGAAUGUAGACACAGAGAUCUACGAGGCGGUGGUCAGUCAGCCCAUCCAGGAGCCUCAGCCCGGCGAGCGUCAGUACCCCGGUCAAGUUUACGUCAACAUUGGGCAGUUGAGGACCAAUCUGGCAUACGAGAGGAAGGACAGCACAGUGACGCUGCUUAAGGACGACCAGGUGCUCAUCAAUCUGCUGACCGACAUCGUCAGCGAGAAGAGGAGAGCCACCAACAUCAAACCGAAAAUCCCCUCGACCUUUGAACACACCAAGGAGGAGAGAGAGGAGGGAGUCAUCAUCAGUGUGAAGGACAAUGAAGGCGUCAUCAAGUCUGAGAAACAUGGCGAGCUUCCUUUUGAAAUUAAAGAGAACUUCAGUGACGUUGAGUUUACGGCCGACGACAUCAACGAGGUGGUCGAGUUCACCGUCGUCACGCUGAGGGCGGGUAAACAGGCCAUUAGAAUCCGGAGAGUGAAGGAGCCCCUCCUCCUGACGCUGUGCUCAGCCAAUGCAGCGGUAGCUGCAGCAGCUGAGGAGGCUGAUGAGGAAGAAUCUGAUGAGAGUGAAGAUGAAGCUGACAAGCCACUGAAAUUUAAGACCAAGCCCAAAGUGGAGCUGCCGCUCAACAUGAAGUUAGAUACGGAGCUUUAUGAGGGCAUUGUUAGCCAGACCAUCAUCGAGCCCACGCCUACCUUACCAGGUUAUCCAGGCCAGAUCCACACCAACAUCGGCCCUCUCAGGACCAACGUGACCUUCAGCCACAGCGACUGUGGCGUCACGCUGCUGAAGAACGACCACGUGUUGAUCAACCUGCUGAUUGACGUCGCAACCGGGAAGAGGAGAGCAGCAAACAUCAAACCCAAAAUCCCGUUCACCUUCAGCUACACCAAAGAGACAAGAGAGCUGGGUAUCAUCACUUGCCUUGGGGCCGAAGAAGGCAUCGUAAACUCUGAGGAGCAUGGAGAACUUCCUUUUGACAUCCAUGAGAACUUCAGCGACACAGAGUUCAGCACCUCGGACAUACACAAGGAGGUGGAGUUCACGAUAGCCUUGGUGAAAUCUCAAAAGAGAGCCAUCAGGCUGCUGAGGACAAACAGAGUUGAGGACAAAAUCCUGGCAGAGCAGAAGAAACGGGAGGAGGAAGAGAAGAUGAAAAGGAAACAGGAGGAGGAGGAGAGGAGGAGGCGAAAAGAAGAGGUGUUAAAGAGAAAGCAGGAGGAAGACAUGGAGCGAGAGAGAGAGGCAGAAAGGAAGAAGAAGGAGGAGAUCGCAGCAGCACUGGCUGCAGCUAAAUGCAAGUGGACGCCCCUCGGCUUCAAAAUAAGAAACCCUGACACGCAGGAUGAACUCAGCAAGGAGCGAUUUGAAGGCACCGUUCUCAAAGCCGUUUCCAGAAAUCUUUUAAAGGACAUCAAGAAGGAGCCAGAAGAGGAGAAAGAAGGCAACUGUAAAGAGAAUGGGAAAUCUCCUCAACAGGUCAAAAUUAAGGAGGAGAAACCAGACGAGUACGAGAUAGGGGGGAAACCAGAAGGAAAGGAGAUAAAGAAGGAGAAGGAGGACGAGGAGGUGGCCAACAAUAAGUCAGACGAUGCUGGAGGUGGCGAGAAAGCGGAUCCUAAUACAGGACGACUGGUGAUGACGAUCAACGGGGAACAGAAACAGCUUCCAUUUGGUCCAAACGACCUGCUGAGCACCGCCACUAUGCUGGAUGGAGACAAGGUACGUUUCAACAUCGCCACCCAUCCGGAGACCAAACAGGAACGAGCAACCUUUGUAGAAAUUCUCCCUGAGUCUUUUGAAGAGUCCAUCGAACAGCGGCGACACGGGAUUGUGAUUGAGUUCUCAGAGGAUUCAGGGCUCAUCAAGUGCACUCAGAACCCUCAGCUCUACUUUCACAUGUCGGAGGUGAUCGAGAAGAAGAAACUAGAGCUGAAUGAGAAGGUCGAGUUUAGCGUCGUCCCACACGAAACAGCAGAGGGUGGGAACCAGGCAAUCCGGAUAAAACGUUUCACUGAAAGCGUUUUCCUUCCAACUCGUAAACUGGGCGGUGUCGGGGCGAACAAAGGAAAGAUGACUAUCAAGCUGUCAAAAACUUCAGAGGAACCUGAGAAAGAAAAACCUGAAACAGACAAGCUGAAGGCAGUGGUGAAAAACCUUCGAACUCAAGACAGCAAGAAUAGAGCAGAUUAUAGUGCCUCACGACACAGAUAUGGCCGAAGCAGGAGCAGGAGUAGGAGCAGAAGUCCUAGUAGGAGUAAGGCCACGACUAGAAGUAAAAGCAGAAGCAGGACUCCUCCCAGAGACCAGUAUGGACGUGUCAGAAGGAGACGCAGCACCAGCCGAGACCGUAAAAGCAGCAGGUAUAAGCGAAGCAGAAGUCGAAGCAGAAGCCGAAGUCGAGAGAGGUCAAAGAGGCCCACUAAAAGCCACUCCAGGAGCCGCAGUAGGAGUCGUAGCCGCAGCAAAAGCUUUAGCAGGAGCCGUAGCAGAAGCAGGGAGAGAAGCAGGGACAGGACCAGCAAGAAGAGGAGCAAAGUCAGCAAAGAGCGUGAGGAAAGUCACAAGAGGAGGAGGGAGUUGAGCCCCCCUCCUAGACGUGGUGGCAUCGUGGAUGAUGAGCUAGCAAGAAAGAAGAGGGAACUUGAGGAACUGAAUGAAAUGAUAGCCUACAAAAAGUCCCUAGUUGACGUAGACCCAAGGGGACUAGAUCCGGGUCAAAGGACCUGCAUAGACUAUGACCAUGGCAGGAUCUCUGUCCCUCUGACAGAGUACAAACCAGUCCGAUCCAUCUUGAAGAAACGACCGGAGGGACCAGAGUACCUUCAUCCUUAUGACGAUCCCUACUAUGACAGGCCAUACAGCCCUUACCAAGAUCGGCGUUAUGGAGACCGUUAUGGUGAUCCAUAUGCUAGCCGUCCCUACCCUGAACGACCUUAUGGCGACCGCCCGUAUGGAGACCGGCCCUAUGAAACUCGUCUCUAUGGUGACGCUCCAUACAGAGGCCCUCCACCUGCCAGCUCCAGAUAUACUGACCGCUAUGAUGUGUAUGAUGAACCCUACGAUGAUCACUACUUUGACCCGGCAUAUGCAGACCGACGAACAGAUGAUCCUUAUCGUCCUGCAAAACAGAGCCUUUCACCUGAACCCCAUGGUUCCUCAACAUCUCAGCGUGAAAGAAGCCCUGCUGCCAGCAGCCAACCUCCCCUGUCACAGGCUGCUGCCCCUUUAUCUUCCCAACCCCCUUUUAGACCUCCUUCUCCCUCAGAGCCUCCUCCCAGAAGCCCAUCUCCCAAACCAAAAAUCACAGCAGUUCCGGCUGAGAAACCACCCCUCGAUCGCUUCCUUGACAUGCUCAACAAAAAAGUGGAUGUAGAAAAAGCAGAACCAGUUUUUGCAAAUGAUGAUCUUUUGCCUCAUGAGCGGGCACUCCAAGAUGGGAAGGGUUUUUCUCGUAUUGUUGGACUGGCUCAAGAGCAACCCACCAGAAGUAUGCCUCUGGAAGAAGAAGAAAAAAGCCAACAAAAGCCUUUUAGAUCCUCAGCAGAAAGAACAAUUGAGGAACAACAGAGCAAGCCAGAACCCUAUGACAAGAUCCAGAGUCUACUCCGUACUAUUGGCCUAAAGCUGAGUACAGGAGAUGUGUCCAAGCUGGCAACUAGAGCCCAGGAGAAAAUCAGUGGCCUGAAAUCGUCAUCCACAGAACGAGAGAUUAUGUCUUCCACAGGAGAAGAACUGCGCAAAGGUAGAACUGGCUCUGUUGAAUCAGAUCAACCAGAUUUCCCCUCCACUGCAAGGUCCUCCAGUUUAGAGCCCCUUAGCAGACAAAAAGCCUUUUCAGAGUAUGAGGGAUUUCUGGACCAGCAGGAGUUGGGUGUAUUGAAGAAAGCACAACAGAUGCAGAGCCUCACCAAGACAAUAGGAAGUACCCCCUCUGUUAGUCCUCCAGUGAAACCUCCUCCAGGGCCACCCCCACCUGUCAGCUGGCCCCUAGGUGUAGCUCCCCAAAAUCCUCCAACACUGAGCUCCACAGCCCCCAGCACAAGCUCUCUAGCUCCCCCUACUGCAGAUAAACCACUCCAGAGAACUACUGCAGGCCCUCCACCUGGACCCCCUCCUGGGCCACCGCCACGGCGUCCUGGACAGACUCCUCCUGGACCACCACCAGGACCUCCUCCACGCCGUUCUGGACAAACUCCUCCAGGUCCUCCUCCUGGACCUCCACCCCAUCGCCCUCCUGGACAACCUCCUUUCAUCACAUCACCAAGUCAUACCACCGGUCUGUUCACUGGCCAGUCUCCUGCUGUUCCACCCCAAACUUCCUCCAGUCUUUCUCAGCCUUUAACCACCACCCAACUCACAUCCCCAUCAUCAAUAACUGUAGCAUCCACUGCUGCAAAUGCUGAACAGUCAACAAUAUCUACAACUGUGGCCAGAUGCUUGAAGGUCAUUGAGACAGUGAAAUCCCUGGCUUUGCAGCCGCCAGCCAAACCAGUAAAAACAGUCCAGUUCAGUUUACCUGCAGAGUCCCCAUCAACCUUCAUCCCUCAGACAUCUGCAGAGACUGAUGACGAUGUAAAGACCAAGCAGAAGGAAAAGCUUGAUUUGUAUAACCAGAGGCUUCUCGAAAAGAGGGAACAGCAGUUCCAGGAAAUGCUAGCCCGACGGAAACAAGGAGAGAAGAACAAGGAUGGCACCCCACUCGGCCCAGGCAAGCCAGUCAGCACUGAGCCCAAGAAUGUUUGGAUUUGUGGUCAUUCGCUGGUGUAUUGGGCAGAGUCUCGGGCCAAGUCUCCAGAGGUAGGUAUGCAGCUUGGCAUGGAUCCAAGCAAGGUGACAAUCUGGUGGAAGGGCACCCAGGGGAUGACAUGGUCCCAGCUACUUCCACAGCUCCACCAGCUGAAGGUCACCUGGCCCAACCCGGAUGUCCUCAUCAUACACUUGGGCGGCAAUGAUCUUAGCACUGACAGUCCCACCGAACUGCUUGCUUCCGUCAAGAAGGACUUGACCUCAAUGAGGAGCAUCUUUCCACAGUGCGUCCUUGUUUGGUCAAAUAUCCUACCUCGGAGGGUGUGGCGCCACUCAGCUGACAAUCAUGAAGUAGAUCUGAUCAGAACCACAGUGAAUAGAAGAAUCCAGAAUAUUAUCUCUGACCUGGGUGGCACCUCACUGACCCAUGACAACAUCAGAUGUGGCGCAAACACGGGUCUGUAUCGGGCAGAUGGCAUGCAUUUGUCCCCGAAAGGCAUUGAUGUUUUUAAUCUGAACCUUCAGGAUUUUCUGGAGAAGUGGGAAAUGGAGGUGAAUGCAGACUCAGAAAAAUGCUAAAGUAUGAUUUGGGUUUUUUUGUUUUUAUUCUAAAUGAUAAGCAGACAGCCUCGAUGAUAUUAUCUGCAAAACCACUUUAAGCUCUUGAUUCCAUUUCUGACAUUUCCUGUCUUGUGUGUAGUUUUAGUUCAGCCUGUUAAUGGAGAAUAAAGUAGUCUGCCUACAAUUUAAUAAACUCAAUAUCAAUUGAUCUGCUGUUGAAGUCUCAGUUUUUCCUUUGUUAUAAACAUGUUAGAUGAGGCAACAGUAAAUAUUUAGUCUAACUGUAGUUUUAUUGGUGAAAUUCUGAACAUGUUCAUGUUGGUUUGUUGAGACUUUGUCAGAUUGUCGCUAUUUGCAGAUGAUUGAAUAAAACCUUCAUCAAGUCAUCAGUUUUGUAAUACCAUGUGUUGUAUUUGUCUUAGUUAAAAUGGCUUCAACUUUCAGCAGGCUCUUGCUCCUGCCCCCACACACUACAGGAAACAGAAUGUUUCACCUAACUAAUGACUUGCAUAGAGCACAAUGACAUUAAAAUGCUUUUUUGUAUAUCUAAUCUGGUCUUAAAUGAACUUUGACAAGCCUCACCCUCCUUUCAUUAACUAACUUUUAUGGAAAUUUAUUAAGUAAGAUUAUUGAUAAACAUGGCCUUAGUUAAAGAAUAAAGACAAAGAUACGGUACGACCGUGACCCCCCAAAUUUUGGCCUGUGGGUUAGGUCUGGCCUUCCUGUGCCACUAAUCUGGCCCAAACUGAUCAUCACAAUUUAACACAAAAAUAUUGUAUUUUGACCAGCUUCCCCACCAACACUUGCAUAAUUUUCUCUUGUAAGAUUUUAAUGCAGUGUUUGAUAUUGUUAAAUUACUUCUCUUAAUUGAAGCGAAAAAUAACGUGCACAGUAAUUUGGGAUGCUUUCACCCUAGGGUCCCAGCCCCGGAUCCUAGUACACUUGAGCUGUAACUCUGGUUACUUUUGGUCAGUGUGAAUUCAAAUAUACCAUGCUCGGGAACGAGGCCCAAGUGCACUUGGGGAGGGGGUCCCUAGCGCAAUUCAAGUGGACUCUGGCACGGUUCCAAUGACAUGUAAUGCAACUGCGCCCUGAUACGGGACAGAGUUGUGUCAGCCAUAUGACAUCAACAUAAAGACAAAGCUUCUUUCUGCUGCUGGGAAUUUCACAUUUUUCUCAGUGAAUGGUGGAAAUAAUCAAAAUCAAGUCAACAAAUGAUCUGUUAUGACUCACCUUAUGGAGGACCACAAGUUGUGGUCAGACAGUCAAGUUGCAAAGGCAGUAACCAGCUCUUGUCACCUCAAAAACAGGGGUAUCUGCGCGGUGCAAACUCAUUUAAUCCUCUGAGCUGCAUGCAGAUAUGUAGAUAAAAAGGAAGCCAUUGCCUGCAUCUUGAAAGUAUUUACUAAAAAAUCCAGAAUCAGGUUUUAGCAUGCCUAACUUUUUAGCCAACAUCUUGAUUAUCUUGAUGCUAUUUCGCCCUUAGGUUAAACCAGUUAUGGAACUAGACAGGGGGUUUAUGACAACUCCAAAUCUCUAAAAACUUGUCUAAAUGGUUUGAAAUAUUAGCUGUUGUCCUGCUGCACAUCAACAAAGUGAUGGUAGUAAAAACAAGAUUAGUGAUAUGUUAGACAUAACUUUCUAACAUGAUCAGAAGAUCAUAUAUUAUCAGUAUUUCAAAUCCAAAGAACACAUUUUUCAUAAUUAAACUUCAGUUUAGGACAAAUAUUCCUGAUUACCAUAUCUUGAGUUGCUCUUGCAGACAUCCAAAGUACACAUGUAACCAUGUAGAAGGAACCAAAUUAAGGUCACAAUUUUACCACAAUAAACUGCAGACACUUGGCCUGUGUUUGUACAAUAGGAAUAGUCCCAAAGUUACACUUAUGAUAGAGCUUUAAGAAGCUUUUAAAACCCUUUACAAUAAAUGAAUAGAUGCCCCAGGCAAAGCAAAUAUGUAAAAAAACAAAAAAACACUAAACACAGUGUUACAUUGAAUUAGGACUUUAGUUUCGUAUGUCUUCUGUUGUCUGGUAUUUUGCAUUUUCCUGACUAAAAGAGGAAAAAAAACUACAAAACUGACCACAGCCAUGACAUGGAACAAAGACCCCUUUGUAGAAAUUUGAUGUUAAUUUUCUUAACUAUUGACAAAGAAUGCCAAACAAUUAGAAAAGAAAAUCAGUCCAAAUGUAUGAGCAGAAAGUGUGCAAAUCUGUUUAACAAAACACUUUAAUGAAUGUAUUUUAUUCAACACAGUAAUCAGUCACUUCACUCUUCACUGUUUGAAAUCUAUGUUGUACCUGUUGGAGCUGAGUCCGACCAGGUGAGUUUUUGUUGUUUUCUGCAGGUUCCAGCCCAGGCGAGGCUCAGGAUGAGUCAGGAACUCAGCAGAUGAACUGAACAAUUCCAUCAGACAUCUCUGCGGAAUAAUGUCCGACCUGUGCACAUAAUGUGCAAAAGAAUCAUUUCGUCCUACUUGUCAAGCUGUGACCACAACACUGCCGCUAAAAGCACUUCAACUAUGUCAGUGUUAGACAUAAAAAUAUCUACAUCUGCUUUUUUAGUGUUGCUGUUUUGGCUUUUCUGGUUUGGUACAUAUUAAAUGAUGAUACAAUUUUCUGAUCAACAACUGUCAAUUGAACAAACUAAUAAAGAUUAACAAGGCUUUAACAACAUCAGAGGGUUGCACCAGCUCUGCACAAGUUCAGUCGUAGCCUCAUCUCAGUGCAACAUCAUCUACACUCUAACAUUUAGGGUGUUUCACAAGCUGAGAUAGUCCCAGCAUUGGCAGAAGUUCUAUCUCAUACUGGGUGUGAUGUCCUUGGCUAAAGUGGUUGCAUGGGAAUGGUCUUGGAAAGGUGGUCUUUUGUUGGAUAGAAUAGCAGAAGGUUCUUGCAGCUGUUUGGUGGCAGCAGGAUAAUCUCCAUGAUGAACUACAUUACUCACAAGUGGACGAGGACUUUCUUUGGACGUGUGCUUCCAUUUUCCAUGAGUGGAGAUUUAUUUCAGCCGUCCAACAAUCAAGUAUCAUUAGAUUACCUUGUUUUAGCAUUGAUUUCACCACUUAAUGUCACUGCUAUUUCACACUGGCAGCAGAUGAAGAAACCACAUUGCAAAAAUCAUAGACUAAACAUUUCAUACAUAUAACAGAAGAGUCAGAGGUCUAAUCUGGGAUUAAAAUAUGUUUAGACUUGUUUAGAAGUAGUUACAUGAGCAGUGGCUUGCUUUAGCUUCAUUAGUUUUGGCUAAAUCUUACAUAGCUAUGUUAGCUACAUAAGUAAUGUUACUAUGUAAGACAAUGUAGCUAAGUUAGCUUUAGGAAUGUGAGCUUUAACAGAUGUUACUAUGUCAACCAAUGUAGCUUAAUUAGCUUUUGCAACUAGAGAAUUAGCAAAUGUUACUUUGUAAGCCAAGCAAAUGUAGCUAAAGUUUACGCAGAUAACAUACCUUUUUAACUUACAUAGCGGCUUUGUGAUCUUAGCUUUAGCUACUUAGCUACAUUAUCUACAGCUAAGUUUGCUUUAGCAACAUGAGCCUUAGUAAACAGCAAAAGCUAGCUUAACUUCUUAGAUAAGAUGUAGAUUACAUAGCUGCUUUGUGAGCUUAGCUUUAGCUACAUCAUCUACAGUUACAUUUUUUUUAGCAACAUGAGCUUUAGUAAAUAUAGUUAAAGCUGCUUUGUUAGCUAAGCUUUAGCUACGUAGCUCCAUUAUCUGCGUAGCUUAUGCAGCUAAUGGUGCUAGGUAAGCUGCAUUUGCUGUGUUAGUGUUUUCACUAAGCAGGCUGUUUAGUCGGCUUUAUAAAACAUUUUAUAUUCAGGUAUUACAUGUUGGGGCUUGAACUUUUUGUAUCCUAGCCCUGACCUUAAACGGAAGCUUAAUCAGAUUUUAUUCUACAAGUUUUAGCCUGUAUUUCUGUUCUGAGAUAUUCAGUGUCUCUGUCAUUUGCUUAAUGUUUGGUACACCUAAAAAUGUUCGACUAAAGAACAUUAGAUGUUAGGAUCAGCACUGGCCUCCCAACUACAGGCUGAGACCGUUAAAUCAUUCAGUAGUGGGUUUUUUGUACCCUACACUCCAUCACUGUUUCUGACAGUGUUUAGUUAGUGAUGUUGUACUUUACUAGUUAAGAUGAACUGUCCACCACUGUGGUAGCCUAACAAUGACACAACACAAGUAGUCUUUACUAGUUUACAUGUAGGGUUUAGUACAGACUUUACCCAGGACAGAUCUUGUGUAUGGCUGGUGCAACAGGCCACCAGAGAAGAAAAUAAGCACAGAAACGGUAAGUUUGGCACACUGAGGCUCCAGGUUCGUUGGCAGUCUUGCUACAUAGCGAUCCAUAGGUAGGCUUAUGAUAGAACAAAUAGGCUAAAUGUCAGGGUCUGUUUGUCAUUAUUUAGUUUCUGUUUUGUUUGUCAGAACUGGUAAUGUCACCUUGAAUUUGCAAUGAUAAAAAUUCUAGAAAACGUCUGAAAACAAUAAGACUUACUCUAAUGUUCUUGUUGUAAUUCAUCACAAAACACCAGAAAGCCUGGUGAAGUAUAAACAAUAAAAAAUGUUUUACUUUGUUUAGAAAACCAAUGGUCAACUUUUGUUGAUGCAAGUAUCCAGUCAGCCAGUCGCGAUGCAAUGCAUUGCAUAAGCUAGUUACAUUUCAACUGUCUAGCAACACAUCCAUGCAGUUCUGAAGUUUCUGUACAACUGUUACCCAAAAUUUUAACUUAAAUAAGAUUUUUCAAGUACAACUUUUACUCCUUGAUAGUUAAAGCAGACACAUUCUAAGUACAGUUUAAUACAAAAUUGUCUCACAAUCUGGUUAAUACUUUUGGCCAGAAGGUUAAAAAUAAAAGCCUAUUGCCAAAAUCCCCAAAUUUAAGUCAGUUUCUUUAACAGCUUCAACCCUUGUGCAGCACAGUUAAGGGAGCGUAAGCUCUUUUGUGUUUUGUGAACCAGAUGGUGUCUUUGCCUUUGUUCAUUAAAAGCAUAUUUAUGACAUGGGAGAAAAGCUGUUAAAGACGCACUGCCAGCCUUUUUAGUUGGUGGCUAAUGAGUUAAAAAAAAAAAAACUCGGCAUACUUCAUCUCUCCCUCAAAAUUAGAACACAGACAUAACAAAUCUUUAUUUCAUUUUGACGGUCCUAUGUUGGCAACUUUGGAAAACUGGCACCAGCUCCACACACUUUUCGAAAAGUUGCCUACUGUGGCCUGCUAUUUUGCAAAAAUGGCAAAGAAAAUAUACUCUGUUUAACCCUUCCCCCACAGGAUUUAUUGGCCAAAUAGUAUAUCAGUGUACCCUUUUGAAGCAUGUUAACAACAUAAGGGAGAAAAGCUGUAAAAGAGGCGCCUCUAGCAUUUUAGCUGAUGGCUAAAUCCCCCCCCAUUCCUUCUUAUCAGCAUGUAGGGAUACCAAAGCACAAUAAAAGAGCCAUUCUUGCUAUCUGGAACAAUCCAGUAGCCACAGAGUAAUUGUUUGGACUUCCUACUCCCAUGACAUGUACAUUGUUCUCUAAAUGCAGCCCUCUUAAGUAAGUAAUUCUUUAAGAUUAGGGGUGAACUGCAAAAAAGAACAUGCAUUAGGUCUAUUUUACUACAAGAAGCUCACAGUGGCUUUACAUUAUAUUGAUUAAAGUGUACAUAUGUUGAUGCCCUCUAUGAGGAAGAUGUGAUUUAUUUAUUAUCGAUGAUUUAUGAUUGUAACAUCACUGCUUUAUUGUCUUGUAGUGAGAAUGUUGAACUGUCUUUCUGUCUUUGUGUUCUUCAUGUUUGGGUUGGAAAAUAUGUUUGUAGA